AUGAAGCAAAAGAGCAUGAAAACAUCGUCCUUUCUCCAGGUACCUUAUAUUCCGAUCAACAACAAGAACCAACAACAACAAUCUUCUUCUUCAAAACGCUCCCUGACUAGUGGUGGUUCGCCUUCUAAGGAAAAAACGACCAACCAUGAAAAAAUGCAAAGCAGCCUCUCGACGACCCUGGAUCACUCACCAGCUCUUCCUCCUCAACAACCUUUUCAAACGGAAGAGUUUAGUUCGGAUAGAUCCUGGUCGGAGUGUUCAUCGCCUGCAUCAUCAUCAUCAUUUUGUGUUACGAAUAGCAAUUCAUCCUCUUCUUCACGAAUAGAGGUUGUUUGUCGGUUUCGGCCGCUUAAUGAGAUGGAAAAAGAAUAUGAUCCCGAAAGCUCAGUAAUAUCAUUUGAAGAUGGAGAUGAAAGCACUUGUAUUUUUAAAUCAAAACGAGUUGUACAUAAUUUUACGUUCGACAAAAUAUUUACUCCUAAUUCAACACAGGAAGAAAUUUUUGAAUUUGUUGGAAAACCAGUGAUAGAGGAUGUUUGUAAAGGAUAUAAUGGAACAAUUUUUGCCUAUGGUCAAACAGGUUCUGUUAUUGAAGGACAUUCAGACAUAUCGUACACAAUUGACGUCUCCUUUAUUGAGAUAUACAUGGAGAGAAUUAAAGAUUUACUGGAACCUAUUCAAAAACAACUGAAAAUUGAAAGAAAGGAACCAAAAGGAGUAUUCGUGAAAGGAGCAAAGGAAGUUCGAGUGCACUCAAGCAAAGAAAUUUUUCAACUUUUGAAGAAAGGAGCAUCCCAUCGAGUAAUUUCUUCAACAAGAAUGAAUUCUGAAAGUUCUAGGUCUCAUACAAUAAUUAUUCUUUCCCUAUGUCAAAAGAACAUCACAACAUCCGAAACGAAAUAUGGCAAACUAAUAUUGGUAGAUUUGGCAGGAAGCGAAAAAACAAAGAAAACGGGUGCCGUGGGAACCACUUUGGAAGAAGCCAAACAAAUUAACAAAUCACUCUCAGCAUUAGGAAUGGUUAUUUAUGCGCUAUCAGAUUCUGGUGGAGGAAAGCAUGUACCCUAUCGUGACUCUAAAUUGACAAGAUUAUUGGAAGACUCGAUAGGAGGAAAUUCAAGAACAAAGUUAAUCAUUAAUUGCUCAAUGAGUCCUUUAAACGAUGAAGAAACUUUAUCAACAUUACGAUUUGGGUCAAGAGCAAAAAGAAUUCAAAACAAGGUGAAAGUCAAUCGAGAACUGUCACAAAAGGAACUGAAGGCAAUGUUGGAUAAGGCAAAAGAAGAAGUGCUGCAAUUGCGACAAAUAAUUAAUUCUCUCAAGGUUCAACAAAAAGAAGAUGAGAAUAUUGAGAAAUUAAUUAUUCGACAGGAAAUUGAUCAAGUAUCUAAAGAAAAAGAAAAACUGCAGGACUUGUUGGAAGAUCUUACUGAAUUUGCAAAGCGAGGAAGUGCAGAAGUGUUAAAAAGCAAAGUUUUGCGCUCAGCCUCAAUAGUUCACCUGCACAAAGGAGACACACCACCGCGAAGGAGAUCGAUGAUUGGCCGUUCGAAUCGAAGCAUUGACGGUCUUGAAUGCACUUCACCACUCGGGUUUUACGACAAGAACGAAUGCUUUUCUGAAACGUCCUCAGUGACUGACGAUGACGAGAUACAGGAUUGGUCAGAGUUCCAGGAAAGUGUCGACAAAAUGGACAAGCUGCAACUGGAGUGUUCGAAUCUGUCUUAUCAAAACAACAAACUAGAACAGCAAGUUGCAGCACUAAAAGAUAGAAAUAAGGCUCUUGAACAUCUGUUACAACAAACACAAAAUGAACGAGAUAUGUGGAAACAGGAAGCUUUAGAUGUUUCUGACGUGUUGAAUCGAACACUUCAAAGCAGAAUCCAGGACUCCAUACGAAAUCAGAACACGAUGAAUGGCAAUGUUAAGGCAAUAGAAAUGCUAACUCUAGAGAUGAAGACUCUUCAAAGUCAAGUUUCGUUUUUUGACAUUUCAUCUCGAUCAACACUUAAAGAAUGUGGUGCUUUGAUGUUUACCCUGACAAAAGCAGGAUUUUUGAAUAGGGCAUCCGCUCCAGAUCUUGUGCCUGCAUCACCUACUAGCAAAAGUCAUCCAAACCUGCGAAUCGUCAAGCUGUGA
Molecule: messenger RNA, 2139 nt
Organism: Naegleria fowleri
Lineage: Eukaryota; Heterolobosea; Eutetramitea; Acrasida; Naegleriidae
Exons: 8
Coding region: 1-2139 (712 amino acids)
Biological process (GO): microtubule-based movement; mitotic spindle organization
Molecular function (GO): ATP binding; microtubule binding; microtubule motor activity
Source: RefSeq, a predicted model, not a curated record